CAAAUGCAGCUUUUCAUGAACGGAACCACCGGCAGUGAAGACUGUCUCUAUCUUAACAUUUGGGUUCCUCACGGCUCCUCAGGUAAAGACCAACAGAAGCCCACAGACCGUCAUCCAGAAUACAACACUACAGCUGUCCCUCUGUCCUUUAGUGUCCAAAGAUUUAGCCGUCAUGGUGUGGAUCUACGGAGGAGGUUUUACCUAUGGAAACUCAAUAGGUCAUUUCAGCAACGCCAACCUUUACAACGGGCAGCAGAUCACAGAGAGAGGAAAUGUUAUCGUGGUGUCAGUAGGGUACCGGGUCGGAACUCUGGGCUUCCUGAGCACCGGAGACUCCAGUUUACCUGGAAACUAUGGUCUGUGGGACCAGCAGGCUGCCAUCGCCUGGGUGCACAGAAACAUCCGCUCAUUUGGAGGAGACCCUGACAACAUAACCGUCUUCGGAGAGUCUGCAGGUGGAGCUAGUGUUAGCAUGCAGACUCUAACUCCCCACAACAGAGGACUGAUCAGGAGAGCCAUCUCCCACAGUGGGGUGGCGCUUUGCUCUUGGGCUGUCCACAGAAACCCCCGCAGUGUGGCUGAGCAGUAUUCGUCAGACCCUGUGAUAUUGAAAAUGUACCUGCUUCCUGUGAUUGACGGUGACUUCCUGCCGGAUGAGCCCUCCCACUUGUUCCACAAUGCGGCCGACAUCAACUACAUGGCUGGAGUCAACAACAUGGACGGAUUUAGCUUCACUACUGCCGAUAUUCCAUCACUCAGCUCUGAGCAGGUGGACACUCCGAUAGAGGAUACGAAGAGACUCUUAGCUGCCUACACUAAGGACAAGGGUUCCGCUGGUGCAGAAAAUGCCUUCUCAACAUACACCUCAACCUGGGAAACUAACCCCAGCCAGGAGACCAUCAAGAAAACAGUUGCGGAUAUUGGAACAGACUAUAUGUUCCUGGCUCCUACACAGGCUGCACUUUACCUUCAUGCUACCAAGGCCACAACCAAACGUACCUACUCCUACCUAUUCUCUGAACCCAACCUUUAUGCCAGCUGGAUGUACCCCCGCUGGAUGGGAGCCGACCACUUUGAUGAGGUGCAGUACGUGUUCGGAAGGCCGUUCACCAAAAGUGACAAGUACUGGCCUUACAAUCGGGACCUCUCCGGCUACAUGAUUACCUACUGGACCAACUUUGCCAAAACUGGAGAUCCCAACCAAGGAGGCGUGGAGGUGCCUGUGAGCUGGCCCACGUUCACCAGCACUGGACAGGAGUAUCUGGAGAUCCACCAUGACAUGGACCAAAGCUGUGUGAAGCAGAACAUGAGGCAGCGUUAUGUGUAUUUCUGGACCAGCAUCCUGCCCAACCUUCCUUCAGUCUGUUCACAAUAAAGAGGUGAUGAUCACCUAUGCAUCUGGAACGCAAAAAUUUAUCAGCAUCAAUUCAUGAAAAAUAAAUGAAAGAUAGCUGCAUAUAUUAUUUUAUUGGUGUGUUUAAAUCUACAACUUCGCCAUAGAACACCAACACUGUCAACAGUAUGACCAUAUACAUUUCAUAAAAGUAAAAAAUAUAUAUAUAUAAAAGUUAAACAUAUGCACAGCAGGGCGUCCCUCAGGGUUCUGUGCUGGGUCCAUUAUUAUUCACUCUUUACAUAAAUAAUCUGAAUAUUCCAAACUCAACGAUUCAUUUCUACGCUGAUGACACCG
Molecule: messenger RNA, 1690 nt
Organism: Amphiprion ocellaris (clown anemonefish)
Lineage: Eukaryota; Metazoa; Chordata; Actinopteri; Pomacentridae
Product: bile salt-activated lipase-like
Exons: 7
Coding region: 173-1375 (400 amino acids)
Biological process (GO): postsynaptic membrane assembly; modulation of chemical synaptic transmission; chemical synaptic transmission
Cellular component (GO): cell surface; postsynaptic specialization membrane; synapse
Molecular function (GO): signaling receptor activity; sterol ester esterase activity; triacylglycerol lipase activity
Source: RefSeq, a predicted model, not a curated record